Molecule: messenger RNA, 2653 nt
Organism: Alosa sapidissima (American shad)
Lineage: Eukaryota; Metazoa; Chordata; Actinopteri; Clupeiformes; Clupeidae
Product: protocadherin gamma-A2-like
Exons: 2
Coding region: 59-2590 (843 amino acids)
Biological process (GO): homophilic cell-cell adhesion
Cellular component (GO): plasma membrane
Molecular function (GO): calcium ion binding
Source: RefSeq, a predicted model, not a curated record
UGCCUCGUUUAGUAAUACUUUUGCCACACUGGAGACCAGGCUUUGUUUUUGGAAGAGCAUGGGACGCAGAAGAUAUUCUGUUAUGGAGUUCAUGUUACGUUGCUUUGUCUUCCUUGUCAUGGCGCACUGUGGUUAUGGAGACGUAAGCUAUUCUAUUCCGGAGGAGAUGAAACGCGGAUCUGUGAUUGGGAACAUUGCGAAGGAUCUAGGACUCGACACAAAUAAGCUGCAUCUUCGGAAGGCUCGCAUUGAUACUGAAAGUAAGCAUAAACGUUAUUGUGAUAUUAAUUUGAAGACUGGGGAGUUGGUUGUUGCCGAAAGAAUGGACAGAGAGGGUCUUUGUGGAAAGAAAGCAUCUUGCCUUUUAAGUCAAGAACUGGUGUUAGAAAAUCCUUUGGAAUUACACCGAGUCAAUAUCCAUGUACAAGAUGUUAAUGAUAACAUUCCUCGGUUCGAAGAUGAUUCUAUUAAAAUGGAGAUAAGGGAAUCAGCUAUUAAAGGUGCCACCUUCCUACUGGACGAAGCCCACGAUGCGGAUAUUGGCCAGAACGCAGUUCAGACUUACACUUUACAAAACAAUGACUAUUUUGCUUUAAAUGUACAUGCAAACAAUUUAGGAGGAAAAUAUGGCGAGUUGGUUUUAGAUAAAGAGCUGGACCGAGAGCAGCAGCAGGAGGUGACGCUGAUUCUUACCGCCAUUGAUGGUGGGACUCCACCGAAAUCGGGUACUGUGGCCAUACACAUCACAGUGCUGGAUGCUAAUGAUAACGCUCCGGUGUUCAGUCAAGACGUGUACACAGUUAAUCUGUCCGAAAACUCACCCAUAGAUACUGUUGUAGUGUCAGUGAGCGCUUCUGAUGUAGACGAGGGGGCAAAUGGAGAAAUAACAUAUGCAUUCGGUCACAUGUCUGCUGAAGAUAGAACGUUAUUUGGUUUGGAUAAAAAGACAGGACAGAUUAGGGUGAUUGGAUCCUUAGAUUACGAGGAGAGCUCCACUCAUGAGUUGCGAAUUCAGGCUAAAGAUGGGCCGGGGCUGACAACAUACUGUACAGUAAAAAUCGAAGUGACUGAUGUGAAUGAUAAUGCCCCUGUAAUAUAUUUGAAAUCCCUGAAUACUCCCAUCCCUGAAAGCGCUGAAAUAGGAACAGAGGUGGGCAUAAUUAAUGUACAAGACAGAGAUUCAGAGAACAACCGCAUAGUCCGCUGCUCGCUCCAGCAAGCGGUUCCAUUUAAACUUGUACCGUCAAUACAGAAUUACUACUCCAUAGUUACCACCGCCAGUCUGGACCGUGAAUUCAUGUCUGAGUACAAUGUCACCAUACAUGCCACUGACGAGGGCUCCCCUCCCCUGGCAUCUGUCAAACAAAUACAGAUCACCGUCGCUGACGUUAACGACAACCCCCCUGCGUUUGAGGAACAGUUUUAUAGGGCCCAUGUAGCUGAAAAUAACAAACCAGGUUUAUCCAUCUGUACAGUAAAAGCAAUAGAUCCGGACUGGCGACAGAACGGAACUGUCACUUAUUCACUUGUGGCGAAUGAUAUCAAUGGUCCCGCAGUAGCAACAUAUUUAUCUAUCAAUGGAGAUACAGGCGUCAUUCAUUCUGUAAGAUCGUUUGAUUAUGAACAGUUCAAGAGUUUAAAAGUGAACGUGGUGGCGAGAGAUAAUGGAUCACCCCCUCUUAGCAGCAAUGUGACUGUGAAUGUAUUUAUAAUAGAUGAGAAUGACAACCAUCCACAAAUAUUAUAUCCAUCUCCAGAGGGAAAUUCACUUAUGACUGAGAUGGUGCCAAGAGCUACACAAGGAGGCUCGCUGGUCUCCAAAGUGAUUGCUGUUGAUUCAGACUCUGGCCAAAACGCGUGGCUUUCUUACCACAUUGUUAAAUCCUCGGAUCUUAAACUGUUUACAAUUGGACUUCAUAGUGGAGAGAUCAGGACGCAGAGGGACAUUUCAGAUUCUGAUGGCUUGAAACAAAACCUCGUUGUGUCAGUGAAAGACAACGGACAACCCUCUCUGUCGGCGACAUGCAUUGUGUAUUUACUAAUUUCUGAUAACUUGGCUGAAGUUCCUGAACUUAAAGACGUAUCUUAUGAGGACAACUCAAAACUCACUUGGUAUUUGAUUGUCGCAUUAGUGUCGGUCUCUACUUUCUUCUUGACUUUCAUCAUCAUUACUUUGUCCGUGAGGUGUUGUCGUCGAAGAAAGCCCAGACUGUUACUGGAUGGAGCUGUGGCGAUUCCCAGCGCUUAUCUGCCUCCGAAUUACGCAGACGUAGAUGGAACUAUGACGCUCCGCAGUGGCUAUAAUUAUGACGCAUACCUCACCACAGGAUCGCGCACCAGUGACUUUAAAUUCGUCAGUUCUUACAAUGAUGGGACACUACUUGCAGAUCGGACGUUGAGAAAAAAUUCACUUGGAGACGAGCUGUUUGGGCCAUGUGAAGAAACAGAAAGUCCACAGACGUGGAUGCCACAGGGACACUUCGCAGCUCGUAUAACUACGACGCAUAUCUCACCACCGGAUCGAGAACCAGUGACUUUAAAUUCGUACGAUCUUACAAUGAUGGAACGCUCCUCGCAGACGACACACUGAAAAAAAGUUCAUCUGCUGCUGAAGAGCUUUUCGGGCUGGUCGAUGAUGGCAAAAGUCUUCCAC